Messenger RNA from Limanda limanda (common dab), 2430 nucleotides. RefSeq names its product WD repeat domain 27 (gene wdr27). The coding region runs from base 1 to 2430 and encodes 809 amino acids. NCBI's taxonomy places the organism in Eukaryota, Metazoa, Chordata, Actinopteri, Pleuronectiformes, Pleuronectidae. Gene Ontology annotation, molecular function: protein binding. The transcript is spliced from 24 exons. The record is from RefSeq and is a predicted model, not a curated record.
AUGCUGAUCGAAAACCUCAGUUUCACUUGGGAUGGACUCAGGUCACACCGGCAGCUCGCAUGUUGUCACUGUUACUGUGGGAUACCAGUGCACAAAAAGGACAUAUUGGUUUACAGCCAUACAGACACUGACCUGAAGCCCCUCGUGCUUACUGGGCACCAUGGUGAGAUAGGCGCCAUGGCUUUUGGAAAAGGAAGCAGACCUGUUCUCCUCUGCUCCGCCUCUGCUGAUUAUAUCAUCGUCUGGGAUGUGGAGCACUGCCAGAAGAGAGUGAAGGAGGGUAAAGUUGCAGCUGGAGUAUUAAUCGGGACUCUACUGGGUGAAGUCGUCCAUCUUUCCUUCUGUUUCUCAUAUGAACGAGUGGCCGCAUGUUCAGGGGCCACUGUGUAUAUCCUCAGCUCAAAGAGAAAUGAAGUAAUAUCUACCUUGACUGGCCACCUUGGACCUUUAACAUCAGCCGAGUUUUGUCCCUGGAAUAAAGACAUUCUCAUCACCACAUCAGAAGACCGCACUUUUAAAGUGUGGGAUUUAAGAACUGAAGCUGUUUGCUACCAGUCUUUUGUGCUUUCAGCCUCUCCUCUGCUCAGUGCAUGCUUCGUAGAGGAGACCAGGCAGCUUAUCACUGGCUCAACUGAUGGACAGGUUUGGAGCUUUUCCCUCAAUGAUGACCACAAGUGUCACCUGGUGACCAAAAUGGAUCUUCAGAAGAUGGAAAAAAGACAUCACACGCACCAAGAGACUGUGAGACAUCAAGCAGGCAGUGCAGAGCAAUCAGAUGAAGAUAACGUGGAAACUGCAAAGCCAGUCAUCAAAAUGGCUUCAUGUGGUUCAUUUACUGACACUGGUAAUGAGCAGCAAAGGGACAACAGCUUUUUGUGCAUUGGAAGCUCUGAUGGCCUUUAUGUGGUAGACCUGGCUACAUCCGAACUCCUAACAGUGCUGUAUUUCAAAGAUGAUUCCAACUUGAGCAUCGCGCUGGCGAGGUCGUGGACAAUCUCUCCGGGCCUGAAUAACUCUAUGGUGUUCUUAGUGACCUCUCUGUUUACUCCAAGUGUGGCGCUGUUGGAGUUGAAUCUUUGUGACCUGGAGAUGUUCGGGGCUCGUGGUGAAGGCUUGUCAGUGUUCCCGAGCUCUCCGCCGCUGCCUGAAUCUCCUCUGAACGCUCAGUUUAAGAAGAAGGAACCCAGUCUUCCUAAAAAGAAAGGAGGAACAAAGGAUCAGCCUCUGGUUUACCACACAAAAGUGAAGUCGUCUGGAUACACCACUACCCCACGGAGGAAUAUGUUCUCGCCUAAAAAAACAAAUUCUCAGAAGAAUCCUUCCUCUUAUAAGGCUAAAAAAAAUACAGGUUUAUUUCUCAGAGAUUAUCCAGCAGACAAGGCAGCACCUACGAUUCCACACAGUGAUCUCAGCGUUACUGACAAACCAGUCCACUGCCUCCACUAUUCAGGUGACGGAAAACAGAUCCUGUGUGGUCUUGGCGACAGCUCAGUGCUACUGUACAAGUCAUCCCUCACCGGCGAUCCAGCUGUCUACACAGGCCAUGAUAAACCGGUGAGCAGCGUCAGCUGGAGCCUCAGCAGACAGUGCUGGUUGAGUGCAUCAGAAGACCGGUCGAUUCGAAUCUGGGCCAAUGGCAGCAAAGAACCUGCGAUUAUCAUGGGAAACAACUCCAUUCCCAAGCCCAUACGAGGUGCUCAGUUUUACUACCUCGACAAAUUCCUGCUUUUUGCAUCAGGACCCUCUCUGUACCUGUACCUGUAUGACGUGGACACCACGCACGACAACAUGAAGAGAUAUCAGCAGCGGAGUGCAGUCAAAUUGGCCAAGUGCUUUACAACGACAUCAUCAACAGACAUCACAGCCUUCUCUACAGUCAAUGAUUUCCUCUCUUACAUCGUCCUACUGUGUGGCUCCGAUCGAUCCAUUCAGGUGUUUGACAUGAACAGGAGCACAGUGGUCUCCCAGCUGCCCGACGCCCACAGCAGAGCCGCCCACUGCAUUACACAAAACAAGGGCUCCAUGUUCAGCACACAGGCACCAGACUCAUACAACCUCUUUCUGACCAGUGCAGUCACAGAUGGUGUGAAGAUUUGGGACCUCCGCUCACUUAGAUGUGUCCGCCGCUAUGAGAACCACGUGAAUCGCUGCCUCCCAUGCUCCUCGGCCAUCUCGCCGUGUGGCCGCUUCAUCGCGACAGGCUCCGAGGAUAACGCUGCCUACGUGUAUGACAUCCGAAGCAGCAGCGUCCUCCACAAACUCCAAAAACACUCAGACACGGUGAUCAGCGUGACGUUUAACCCAGCCACACCAGAGCUGCUGACUGGGACCCUGGAUGGGAAGCUGAGACUGUUUCAGCCCAGUAGUGGGGCCAGUCUGUCUCAUUACACCAGUGCUGCUGUGCAUAGUAUCCCCUACAUGACUGGGUAA